Molecule: messenger RNA, 9691 nt
Organism: Alosa sapidissima (American shad)
Lineage: Eukaryota; Metazoa; Chordata; Actinopteri; Clupeiformes; Clupeidae
Gene: dop1b
Product: DOP1 leucine zipper like protein B
Biological process (GO): Golgi to endosome transport
Cellular component (GO): trans-Golgi network; endosome
Source: RefSeq, a predicted model, not a curated record
AUCAGCUGAGUGUUUACUGGACAGUGCAGCACAUUUUCAGGGACAGCAGACGACAUGAUCGAAGUACCGAGGUUUCACGGUAGAAAAGUGUUGCAGUCCAUUUGAUUGUGAUUCUUUUGCAAUCCUACUACUUGUAACGGUGGGUGCACUGUCAGAUUUGGCAAUCGGAAAGUUAUUCAUCCCUCGGCGAAGAAUAUUGAUACAACCGAGAGAGCAAGAUCACACCUUAAUUAAUUGCUUUAUUCGAGAUAAUCGGGCCAUCUCAUCUCAUCGCUGUUGGUGCCCGCUAAGCAUGCUGGGAUUGGACUGAAGCAUCAUGGAUCCUGAGGAGGCGGAGCUGCUCAACGACUACCGCUACCGCAGCUACGCGGCGGUCAUCGAGAAGGCGCUGCGGAACUUUGAGUCGUCGAGCGAAUGGGCCGACCUCAUCUCGUCCCUGGGCAAGCUGAACAAGGCCCUGCAGAGUAACCUGAAAUACUCUCUGCUGCCGCGGCGUCUGGUCAUCGGGAAGCGUCUGGCCCAGUGUCUGCACCCCGCCCUGCCCAGUGGCGUCCACCUCAAGGCCCUCGAGACCUACGAGAUCAUCUUCAAGAUCAUCGGCACCAAAUGGCUCGCCAGGGACCUCUUCAUCUACAGCUCGGGGCUGUUCCCUCUGCUGAGUCAUGCUGCGAUGGCAGUGAAGCCGGUGCUGCUGGGUCUGUACGAGCGCUACUUCCUCCCCCUGCAGAGGGCGCUGUUGCCCAGCCUACAGGCCUUCACCAUGGGCCUGUUGCCCGGCCUCGAGGAGGGACUGGAGGUCUACGACAGGACGGACGCGCUGCUGUGUCGACUGGGCCAUCUGGUGGGCCAGCGGGUUCUGUACGGGGCCCUGUGGGGCUCGGUGCUGGUGUGCCCGCUGGUGCGGCUGCCCGCCACCCUCUUCAUCGUGUCCCACUUUGACCGCAUGGCAGCACCACGCCUCCAGAGGGACAUGCUGGGCACAGACUACAGGCUGGUGGUGAGAGAGAGAGAGAGAGAGAGAGAGAGAGAGAGAGAGAGAUUCCACUGCUACUGCAGGGAGUCUUUGGGGGAGGACAGCCCCAACUCCUCCACCUCCUCCUCCACCUCCUCCUCCACCUCCUCCAGUCACAUCGCCAGUAAGAUGAAAGAGAAUAAGGUCACCUCUGAGAUCAUAAAAACCGUCAACAUGCUCUUCAACGCAAUGAGUGCAGACUAUCUGUGGGAUUACCUCACCAAACGCUUCCACACCUGUCUCAGUUCCUCUGCAUCAGUAGCGGAGUCCAAAUCCUGGAGCUCCCCUCCCUCUGUGACCGAACUCUCAACACUCAUUAUAUUUCUACUGGACGUCAUACCACUGGAACUGGACUCUGACAUCCAGACUCACUUCCUGCCCCAGAUGCUGAGCAGCAUGCUGCGCUCCCUGCGGGGUCACAUGACGUGUCUGAGCCAAUGGGAGCUGACGCAGGCUCUGCGGGUGUGCUUUAAGGUGCUGGGGAAGGUCCAGAUCCCCAUGGCCUACAUGGACCUGGAGGCAGAGGCCAUGACUCAGCUGGAGGAGAACCCCAACCAGGGCGUAAAGAAAGACCAUGAGGGUGAGGAAAACAACGCGGCGCACUCGCAGAGCAACGGUAACCACAGCAACGGCCCGGUGGAGCCAGUGGUGGUGGUGAACGGAGACGGUGGUCUGGAGGCGGAGCCAGGAGAGGCAGUGUUCCCGCCCCUUCGCUCAGAGGACAGCGGAUUGGGCCUAAGCGCCUCCCCCUCAGAGCAGCACCUCCUCCCGGGACGUGCUUGGUCAGAUACGGCGAUGGGGGUGUGUCCACAGAGAGAGGAUGUGUGGAGGAGGGGUGGGAGUGUGGAGAGCAUCACACACAACGUGCAGGAGAUUCUCGCAGCAGUCAUCAACAGGUACCUGCUGUGUGUGGUGGAGGAGGAUCAGGGGAAGGCGGGCAGCAGCUCAGCCCGAUCGCAGUGCUCCCUCCCUGGGCAAGAAGGGCUCGUCCCCUGGGCGUCAGAGCUCCAGAGAUCACAUGUCCAUGCCCCAGAUCAAAGCCGGCUGGCUGAGAUCUUCACCCCCAACAAACUGAAGCAGCGCAGCUCGUCUACCGAGAGCGACGGGAGGGCCCAGGGGCGGGACUGGCUCACUGGCUACGCCCCCCGCAAUAGGUCAGAGGUCACGGAGGCGGGGCGACAAGCCUUCACUGCUGCCUGUCACCUCAUGCUGGAGAGCACCACCUUCCCACUGUACUUGAGCACGGAAGAGAAUGCACACCUGUACGAGCAGAUGUUUAACAGUGCAAGCACUGAAAAGGGCACCUUACCUGAGUGGCUGAGGUCCCUGAUGGCCCUGUGCUGUCUGUCAAAGGACUACCAGGUGCGGCAUGUGGCCGUGUCGUCCCUGCUGGAGCUGAUCAACCACUCCCAGACGCUGGCACUGGUCGUGAAGGACAAGACCCGACGGGCACACGAGGCUGGCGCCAGUCUCCAGAACGAGCACCUGCAGAUGGUCACAGUGCCGCCCAUCCACCCCACCACCCUCAAGGCCGUCGAGCAGAGCACCGACUUCUACCAGCGUGUGGCCCAGGUGUUGUGGUGUGAGCUGGACAGUGAGUGGCGGGAGCAUCACCUGUCCUGUGUGGAGCUCUUCUACCAGCUGCACUGCCUCGCCCCCUCCCCCCACGUCUGCGAGGACAUCAUCUGCCUCGGCCUGCUGCACACAGACAAGACGGUGCGUUUGGAGUCCCUCCAUAGGUUCUCAGUGUUGUGGCAUCUGACCAGAGAGAUGCAGUUCAGCAUGAGCCUGUCUCUUCACCGCAGCUUUGACAGGGCGUUGUUUGUGGUGCUGGACAGUCUGAACACUGAGGACAGCUCCAUCAUCGCAGCAGGGGAGAGCUGGUUGCUACGGGCACUGUCUCUAGGCGACGCUCUGCGGAUCCUAGAACCGGUUCUGCUUCUGCUGCUGGAUCCUAGAACCCAGAGAAUGUCCAUUCAGAAUGUCAAGCAGAACUUCACCAUCGGUAACCUGAGGGUGCUGACCCAUAGGGAGCGCCACCCCUCUGGCCAUGGAGAUGCCAAGGGCCAAUCAGAACAGAGCGUGCUGCUCAGCAGCCUGAUCUCAGUGGACCGCCAGGCCAUGUGGGAGGAGCUGAGCCGUGACCCCGAGCAGGAGCAGACCUCUGAUUGGCCGGCAGCGCUGUCCCGCAGCGGGAGCGAGGAGACGAGCGAGGAGGACAACAACGUCCACGAGGAGCGCGAGGAAGAGCCGGAGAGCGAGCACACCGAGUCGGCCGACACCAGCGGCGCCCAGGUCUCCACGGAAACCAACUCCAGCUCCACCUCCGGCUCCGCCCCUUACCUGCAGCGUCACGACGACCACAACAGCGAGGAGGCGGGGUCAGGCUCAGGGUCGGGCGCGGGCGAGCCCGAGGGCGUGCGGCGCGUGGACUCUGCGCGCACGCAGGCGUCCGACUCCCUGUCCAGCGAGGACGAGGGCGAGCAGGAGGAGCUGGAGGCGUUGGCCCGCUCGCGUCAGCUGCGGCGGCAGCAGGAGAGGCGCCAGGCGGCCGACUCGCUCUUCCAUCACGUGCUGCUCUACGCCGGGCCGCACGACCACGCACGCCUCCUCCGCCCGCUCGGCAUGCUGGGAGCGCUGCUCGGCCCUGCCGGGGGAGCGCGCGGCGCCGCCCUGGUGGAGGCUCUGAGCGUCACGCCGCUGGACUACGCCGGACACCUGGGCCUGCUGCAGGAGCUGCUGCUACGCCACAGGCAGAGUCAAGAGGGGGGCAGUUUCUAUGGGCCCAUCCCUCCAUCCUCCUCUCCAUCCAUCCCUCCAUCCUCUUCUCCUCCUCCACCAUCCUCCUCUCCCGCCCCCUCAGUGCUGCUGGAGCUGCUCGUGUCUCUCUGCCUCUCCCUCAUGCGUUCCCAUUACCCCAGCUACGCUGGCGUCGGCCCGCGCCAUCUCCACGGCAACCGGGCGGUGCAGGUUAGGAGCGCCGAGGUGCUGACGCGGCUGGCGGCCGAGCUGGUCGCCAUGGCGACGCGGGGCGGGUCAGAGAAAGGGGCCGAGCGAGCACGGGCGUGCGCCUGGAGGCUGCUGGCCGACUGCAAGGUGCAGGAGUACGUGCUGCUGUCGCUCUGCGCCUCCAUGCACACGUGCCAGCGCGCUCACGCACACACACACUCGCACACACACACACACGCCCUCCUGCUGGACCCUCAGGAGGGGGGCGAGGUGUCCGAGGAAGGCCUGGUGGACUUCGGCCGCCUGUCCGAGGCGGCGGCUCUUGAGCGCCCCCUACAGGUGGCUCUGCUGCGGCUGCUGCGUGUGCUCAUCGUGCUGGAGCAUCAGGUGUGGCCCAGCAACCCGUCGUGCGCCCUUCCUGGUGGGGUCGCCGGGGACAACCACCCGCAUCAGAACCACAAACACCAGCCAUCAGGAUCCUCCACGUCCCAGCAUGCACCGGGCUCGUCGCUGGCGCGCGAGUGGCAGACGGCAGUGCUGUACCAGCAGUCCAUCCGGGCGCUGCAGUAUGUGCAGGCGCACCCUCUCACGGCGCAGGGCAUGUUUGUGUCGGCGGCGGGUCGGGCGCUGCAGGGGCAGUGUGGGCACAGUCUGCACCCGGCGUGGCUGGAGCUGCUGGGGUCGGUGCUGCCCUUCCUCGGACGCUCCCUCGGCCUCAUCGCCGCGCCGCUGCUCAGCCAGAUGUGCCGCAACCUGGACGAGCUGGUCAAGGCCCAUGAGCACGAUGGGGUGAAGAGCACGCAGAGCUCCAGUCUGAAGAAGGAAAACAUUGCUCCUGACUACCCACUGACAUUACUGGAGGGGAUCACAGACAUCACACACUACUGUCUGCUGGAGAGCAAGAAGUCCUCUCAGGGUGGUGAUGCUGCAGACAUGCGGAACGCUCGGAACGCUGUAUUAGAGGAGUUUCCGCACAUGCUCAGUAGCAUGGCGCUGAUGUGGGGCGUGGUCAAGGGGGAGGAGUCUCAGCGCAGAGGCACUGAGUCUGUCCAGCUCAGCCGGCACUCGGCCACCUCUGUCUACUUCAAGAGCACCAAGGUUCUCCGUCAGAAGGUUCUGGACUUCCUGACUCCGCUGACUCAGCAGUUUGGGGUGCAGCUCAUGGCCUCGGUGGCCGCCGUGUGGAGCAGCCGCAGGAGCAGGAAGAGACACUGCAAGAACAAGAUCCUGCCUGAGGCGAGUGAGUCUCGUUUGACCAUUGUGCACCUAGUGAAGUCUCUGAGCUCCCUACGCACAGACACCAUCCUACAGCUCGUCAAAGAAGUGGUGAAGAAACCGCACCAGAUUAAAGGAGACCAGAAGUCCACUCUGGCAGACAUCCCCAUGCUCCAGUUCAGCUACGCUUUCAUCCAGAGCCUGCCUGCCCAGAGUCUCCAUGACAACGUGCUGCCCCUCCUAAGUCUGCUCAGGGAGUCGGCCCAGCUCAACCUGGCCCCGCCUGGACACUUCCUGCUCCUGGGCAUCCUGAAUGACUUUGUGAAUCGUCUCCCCAACAUCGACAACAAGAGAGACACCAGAGAGUUACAGGAAGUGACCCAGCGUAUCCUGGAGGCGGUCGGGGGCGUGGCGGGCUCAUCUCUUGAGCAGACCAGCUGGCUAAGCCGUAACCUGGAAGUGAAAGCCCAGCCACAGGUCUGCCUGCAGGAGGACCAGGACGACCCUGAGGACAACGACCUUGAUGCUGGUCAGGCCAGUGCUAUGGUCUCCUCAUCGGCCCCCUCUGUCUACAGUGUACAGGCUUUGGCCCUCCUAGCUGAGAUCCUGGCUCCUCUGUUGGACAUGGUGUACCGUAGCGAUGAGAAGGACAAGGCUGUGCCACUGAUCUCACGCCUUAUGUACUACGUCUACCCCUACCUGAAGAACCACAGUGCCUACAACAUGCCUAGUUUUGGUGCGGGUGCCCAGCUGCUGAGCAGUCUGAGUGGGUACGCCUACACCAAGCGUGCCUGGAAGAAAGAGGUGCUGGAGCUCUACUUGGACCCCCUCUUCUUCCACAUGGACCCCUCCUGCACCUGCCAUUGGAGGGCUAUCAUUGACCAUCUCCUCACCCAUGAGAAGACCAUGUUCAAGGACCUGAUGAGCAUGCAGAGCAGCUCUCUGAAGCUCUUCCCCAGUGUGGAGCAGAAGCCAAUGCUGCUGAAGAGGCAGGCCUUCGCCAUGUUCAGUGGAGAACUCGACCAGUACCAUCUCUACCUGCCCCUCAUACAGGAGCGUCUAACAGAGAACCUGCGUAUGGGUCAGACUCCGUCCAUAGCUGCUCAGAUGUUCCUCAUGUUCCGUGUUCUCCUGCUGCGGAUCUCCCCGCAGCACCUCACCUCCCUCUGGCCCAUCAUGGUCACGGAACUGAUCCGUAGUUUUGUUCGUCUGGAGAAGGCUCUAAAGGAGGACAAAGAGGCAUUAAAGACUAAGGCGCGUGGCGCUCCGGAGAAGAAUGGCGUUCUGACGUUCUCUCCGUCGGAUCUGGACAUGUAUCUGUCCGCCUGCAAGUUCCUGGACAUGGCCAUCUCAUUCCCCCCAGAACGCAUGCCACUCUUUCAGAUGUAUCGCUGGGCCUUUGUUCCUGAGGUGGAUGUUGACAGCUACAGUGGGCCAGAAAACCACCUACUGGAGGGAGAACAGGAGUGCGCCCCACACAUCAGCAGAGUGUUGGAGGCACUACAGCGACGCUAUGGGGAGUUGAAUGGUGUGGUUGGGGAGUCCAGUACAGAGCGGUUGGAGUUCCCUGUGCUGACGCUGCGCUCGCUCUCCUCCAUCACGCAGCUCCAGCCCUUCCUGCACACGCUCAGUUGCUCUUUCAGGGGUCGCCCUGGCAACAGUGACCCCAGUGACCCCUGGCCCGCGGCCGUCUACCCGGCCCACUGCUCCGAGGCCGUGCUCAGGCGCCUGGAGGUCAUCACCGAGGGAGAGUUCCUCAGCAGUAUGGAGGGAUAGAGGAGAUGAGGAGGAGGAGGAGUUGGGCAACAGAGGGAGAGGGUGAGACAGCUAGGCAGGGAGACAGGUGGUGGACAUGGCUAACUAUGAUGGAUAGCACAGGUGGACAUAGCACAGGUGGACAUGGCUAACUAUGAUGGAUAGCACAGGUGGACAUAGCACAGGUGGACAUGGCUAACUAUGAUGGAUAGCACAGGUGGACAUAGCACAGGUGGACAUGGCUAAUCAGUCAGAGGGGAAGGGCACAGAGAGACUGAUCCAGGAUCAGAGAGGAUCUGUUUGCUAAGACGUCUACUCAGUGAGAGCGGCAUAGAGAGAGCCUUCUGAACAGCCUCACCGAAGAGAGUAGUGUCUGAGUGUUUAUUCAGGUUUAUUUAUUUAGAUAGGCUCACAGGACAGGUGAACUAGAAGAAGAGCAGAAAAGUAGGCAGAUCUAGCCUGUCGCUUAUCGUGAGAGAUUAUUACUUUGAUCAGAAAUAAAUACAUUGUUCUGCAAUGCUGAGCUUCUCUAUCUAAAGUGGUGUUUGGACAGCUUUGCAUCAGGGAAAUCCUGCUUUCCAUGACAGGCCUGUAGGUGAACGGUGAACUACACGCUCCCAGUGCAACGUGGCAAGACCCCCGCUCAGUCUGGCAUGGACUGGAGGAUUGUCUUUCUGUGACACUGAAAGCACCGUUCAGAGAAUGGGAGGAGAGGUCAGAGGGUCAUCUGUAGGUUCAUCUGAGCAGGAGGAUCUGAGAGAGUGUUGAAGCCUCCUGUAGACUGUACAGAAGAAAACAAGACCAAGAAUACCAGCAUCAGAGAUCUUCUCAUCUGAUAUAAAUAUUCCAUCUCUAUGGCGACAGCCUGGAACUAUCAGAUCUAAAAGGAUUCUAUGGGGAAUGGCGGACUUGGGAUUCUAGAAGAUGUUGUACCUUUGAUGACCAAACAAAAGUACUCAUUCUAACCGUCUUUAACCGUUUGCUUGCUGGUGUCUUUCUCUCUGAAGGCUGUUUGUUACACUUUCCUUGUUGCCUUGGCUACUGAAAAAAUGCAUUUUCUGUUUGUUGCACUGGUCGAGUCAGAGUGUGGGAAUUUGGGACUUUUAUUUCUCUGUUUACUUCAGUCAGAAACGUCCCUCUUACUCCCUGUGUGUGUGUGUGUGUGUGUGUGUGUGUGUGUGUGUGAGAGAGAGAGAGAGAGGAGUUCAGAGGUGCUCUCCCGAAUGUAAGGCCAUCCCUCUGUACACAUGUGCUCUGGCCUGCCCUGGUGCUUGCAUUCUCUCUCCCUCCCUCUAUCUAUCUCUCCCUCCCUCUCUCUCUCUAAAUCACUGUGCAUUUGACUGCUAAUAGUAAAAGCAUAGUAGUGAGGACUUAAAAGUCUUGACUACUGCUCAUAAAAGGACAGUAGUGAGGACUUAAAAGGCUUGACUACUUCUCAUUAAAGGGCCGUAAUAUGAGGACUCAAAAGGCUUGACUACUGCACAGUAAAGGGUUAAGACCACUUUGACCCCAUGUUCUGACUCUCGUCCCCAAGCUGUCUGGAUGCUUGACCCAGUGAGUUACCUGGACAGGUGAGAGUACUGAGACUUACUUAUUUUAUGGAUGGGUUCACUGGGACAAAUACAAAAUCACUGAAUGUUGUUUCAAAAACAGACCAGGAACAUUUACCAAGCUUGCAUUGUGCACUGCAUGUCUUUUCAUAUGAAGGGAAUGAUGUGGACCGUGUGUGUGUGCGUGUGUGUGCGCGCGCAUGUGUGUGUGUGUGUGUGUGUUGGGAAUCAAAGGCACCAUUGGCGGUCUUUCAGGUUGUGUCUGCACAAAUGUUUAUUGUCAGUAUGGGCCCUGCACAAUUAUGCUUUGCACCAUUAUUUUAUGUGUAUUUCUAAAUUAUAAAAUAAAUCCUUUUUUGUCUGUCAUGUGCAUUGUUAAAGUGGAAUCAUUGUAAAUCUCAAUCAUAAAAUGAAUUAUGUUUGAUGAGCCUUUAAUUCUUUGCAUUGGAUUUUUAAAAAGGUUUUUGGUCUAUUGCAUGACUGUACUACAGCUAAUGUGGGUUGGUAUUGUGACAUACAGUGACUUAUCAGACAUCUGUCCUGUGACCACUAGAGGGAGCUCUCUGCUCUAUAUAUCAUGCUAGAAAACCUCUCUGGCAGGCACAGCAAAUGCACAGGUCGGUGUGUGUCACUUAGUCCUGUUCUGUUCUGCUCUCUAGCUCAGUGUGGCUAUGCAGCAUGGCCUCGCCCAGCUCUCUAAACACACAAGGGCCCUCGGUGACAGGGGGGUCACAGACUAAUUCAGAGCCCCAAACAUUUCCCUGGAAGCUUUUUUCUGUUAGUUUCCAUUUUAGAAAAGACAUCCAUGGGCUCUUAUGGGUUAAUGGAGGCUUAGUUGACCCUUUCAGCAGUGGCUUGGACCAGGUCCCUCUGAGCCCCAGACUUGAGUGGCCAGAGCUGUGUGCUUCUUGCCUGUGUUAGACCCAUGGAGUCCCUGUGGAUCUCUGGAGCUUCCUGCCUGUGUUAGACCCAUGGAGUCCCUGUGGAUCUCUGGAGCUUGCUGUACUCGCCCCCUGCAGAGCUAACACAUGGUGGGAUUGGUAGACCCUCCCCCCCGACCCACUCUCAGACAAACCCCAUGUCGUGCUCUGUUCCCAACUGGACUGGUCAUGAGGAUUGUAUCCAUGUUUAUGGGGAGCUAUUGAUUCCAAGUCGGUACCAUUAAUUGAAUGUCCAGUGGAAAGAUGUAAUAAAUGAAUGAGUUCAUACA